Messenger RNA from Helianthus annuus (common sunflower), 2041 nucleotides. RefSeq names its product (R)-mandelonitrile lyase-like. The transcript is spliced from 3 exons. Bases 16 to 1830 code for a protein of 604 amino acids. The record is from RefSeq and is a predicted model, not a curated record. Gene Ontology annotation, molecular function: oxidoreductase activity, acting on CH-OH group of donors; flavin adenine dinucleotide binding. Lineage: Eukaryota; Viridiplantae; Streptophyta; Magnoliopsida; Asterales; Asteraceae.
AUUUUAUCAUUAUCAAUGGCGUGUUCAUUUUCAUACCACAUGCAAACAAAAGUCAACCAACUUUUUUUCCCAUUUAAAGAUCCCUUCUCCUUCUAUAUCUUGGUGUUGAACAAUAUGAAAAGGGCCAACCAUCAAAUGUUGCGAGAGGCUGCACUAUUUUAUCUUGUGAUCUGUGUUGGUUUGCAGUUGAAAGUUGUUUGUUUUUUGCAGCCAAAUUCACUUCCAGAUGAAAGUUACCUUGGUUUCACCCACGAAGCCACUGAUUUCUUUCCGGCGGAAGAAUACGAUUAUAUCAUCGUCGGUGGAGGAACCGCAGGUUGCCCGUUAGCCGCCACUUUAUCGGAAAAGUAUUCUGUAUUACUACUUGAGCGCGGUGGUGUAGCUAGUUCGGACCCUGACAUCUUACAUGAAAAUAGAUCUUUAAACCCCCUUUUAUACGCAAAUCAUGAUGACUCCCCAGCUCAAAACUUUUUCUCUGAAGAUGGUGUGUUUAACACAAGAGGGAGGGUGCUGGGAGGUAGUAGCAUGAUCAAUUUUGGGUUUUAUUCCCGAGCUGAUGAUUAUUUUUACCAAAACUCGGGUAUUGAAUGGGAUAUGAGUGCGGUUAAAAGUGCCUACGAGUGGGUCGAAAACAGUAUUGUUACGCGUACAGAUCGUUUACGUAGGUGGCAAGCUUCUACUUAUAAUGCGUUUGUAGAAGCUGGAGUUGCACCGGACAAUGGGUUCAUACUGGACCAUGUUCAAGGCACCAAGAUUGGUGGUUCGACAUAUGAUGAUUCAGGGAGGCGACAUGGUGCAGUCGAGCUCAUAAGUAAAGCUAACCCGGAAAACUUAAGGGUAGUAAUUCAUGCAACUGUUGAUCGAGUCUUGUUCUCCAGCUCUAAUAAUUUAGCUGCUGUCGGUGUUAAAUACCAUGAUUCCAAAGGUACACAACAUGAAGUACAUGUAAAAAGAGGUGGAGAAGUAAUUCUGAGUGCCGGAGCUAUUGGGAGUCCACAACUUUUGCUACUAAGCGGAUUAGGGCCAGAGUCAUCGCUUUCGUCGCAGAAGAUUCCAGUUGUUCGUGACCUUCCAUUUGUUGGACAGUUCAUGGCUGAUAAUCCACGUAACGGGGUUAAUCUUCUAGUACCCGUCAGAUUACCAGAUGUAGGAGUUCGUGUGGCUGGGAUCACCGAGAUUGGCCCAUACGUCGAAUCUACCGCAGUCCCACGAGUUUCAUCUAUCAUACCUUUUAUACCUUUCUUAGAUUUGAUUCCACCUGUAAACUUAAGUGUGGUGGUAGUUGGAGGAAAGGUGUCAAGACCCAAAUCAACUGGCUCACUAAACUUAGCAUCAUCGGUCGAUGUCACAGUUAGCCCAAAAGUUCGGUUUAAUUAUUACUCGCGUACUGAAGACAUACUCCAAUGCGGAAAUCUUGUUGAAAUACUUAGAAAAGUUUUGGAAACUCAGGCUAUGGAAGAGUAUAAGUUUCCUAGCAUCCUUGUACCAAACUAUUUUGCUUAUAUUGGUCCAUCGUUACCCGAGGAUUCUUCUGACCAGGAGUCCAUCGCGAUUUUCUGUCGUAAAACAUUAUCGACAUUUUGGCAUAUGCAUGGUGGAUGCUUGGUGAACAAGGUAGUUGAUAGUCGUUUAAAAGUCAUUGGGGUCGAUUCUUUACGAGUUGUAGAUGCUUCUACGUUUUUUAACUCACCAGGAACUAAUCCUCAGGCAACCAUUAUGAUGUUAGGCCGAUAUAUUGGUGAGAAAAUACUAAAUGAGAGGGCAACAAUAUCUUUUUUUGAACAGCUAAAAACACACCAAACCUGCCCUUUACAGGAUUUGAACCCAUAACCACUUAGUGGAGACACACCAAUUUACUACCAAGCUUAUGAUGUAUCUCAUUUAUAUUCUAUAAUAUUCAUCUCUAAUAUUCAAUAAAUCAAUGUCACUUAAUUUUCUAUUUAUUUCGAGUUAGUUAGUCUAAAAGAAGUAGAUCUACGAUAUGGUCAACAUUGUAACAUUCAUUCUUGAGAAUAAGAUGUAUUUUAUUUAUAUUCUGUAA